CGACGAACAAACGAACGACGACGACGACGCAGGAAGCAUCCCACGGCACGCACGUUCCAACCGCAGGCUUCACCUAAUUGUGUUCAUUGUUGUGAGUGGGUAAGAAGGGGAGUAUGGGUGGACCUAUCCGUACAAACCACGGCGAUCACGGGGAAGGUCGACCGCAUCCUUACGCCAGAAAGCCAAAGAAAAAUGACGACCUCCGAGAAGACAAUGGCUUCGUCUUUAAACCCAGCAAGAGCAUCAAAUUGGAAAGCAUAACACCAACCGAGUCCCCAAACUCCCCUCAACCCAAAAAGAAGACGAAGGAAUCUCUCCCCGAACCGAAUCCAAACGCAUCCCGUCGGAAAACGACCAUCGCAGUCCCUGGUGGACCCCUCAACCUUCGCGUCCAGACUCUCCGUCGUUCUUAUGCUCCUUCAAAACUUUCUGAAGGAGAUUAUACUGUGAACUUACCAUCGAGUGAUACGCCAAUCAUUGAGCGAAAUAAGCAAAUGAGAAAUAGUGGCGGACGGAGAAGGUCAAGUUUAGGAUUACGGGGAAAGAGGGUGUCUGCUGCACAUAAUGGAUUAUGUCCGCCGCCUCACGAAACGAUCGACCCAUCUGAUUUCUACCGACACAUUGAUGCGGAGUUAUCUGAUCCUAAUCGAAUGAGGCAGCUUUUAGUUUGGUGCGCCCAACGGACGUUGGAUGGACAAAGCAAUGAGAAUAAGGAGGACCCGGCUGAUAAUCUUGAUCGAAUAUUUCGGGAAAUACAGGAAGAUGUUAUUGCUGGACUGACAAGCAAAAAAAUCAAUACAUCAUGGUAUCAUCGCCCAGCUGAUUCAACACCACAGCCCGAAACACCCAAAAAAUUACCACAUCCCCAAAAUGAAGCAAGCGCCCGACAAUUAGAGGAAUACCAACGCGAUCUGGAGAGACUCAAAGCUGAAGAACAACAAUGGAUCUCUCUACUCAAAGAUCACACCGCAGCUCAUGCGGAUGUUAUUGCACGUCUCGAAUCCAAACCUGAGCAUGAACUUGUUGAGCCAUCUCUGAAUGAUGACGAACGGGCAAUACUUGAAGAAGUAUGCUCCGGUGAUUUUACAAAGUCCAUAGACGGGUGGAUGGCAGAACAAUAUGACUCCCUACAAUUAGAGUUGGACAAUGUUGACCACGUUUUACGUCAAACAACGGCCUUUGAGCAUAGGACACGGAGAUUCACUGAUCAGGUCUUUGAGAAGGUCUUGAAAGCGUACGAGGAAAAAGACAGAAAGGAGAAGGUGGCGGACCCGAUGGACAUUUUGAGACUGCUGUCAACAGCCAAGCCCUUAGGGGAUAUAUAGAAAGGAGGUGGAUGUCGCAAUUUAGUGUAUAGAUAUUAUACAGCGUACUCUAUGAUUCUGUCUGCGACACUCAGCUGUGCUGUACAUUGUCAUGAGAAUCAGAUAAUCCAUUUGAGUAGGGCAAAAAGAAGUGUCCCAAGUCUUCGCCUUAUAUUACAAUCAUGGUACACAAGUAAAUACAAGAGUUUGGCA
Messenger RNA from Spizellomyces punctatus DAOM BR117, 1517 nucleotides. RefSeq lists its product as uncharacterized. Gene Ontology annotation, biological process: mitotic sister chromatid segregation; cell division. The transcript has 8 exons. Lineage: Eukaryota; Fungi; Chytridiomycota; Chytridiomycetes; Spizellomycetales; Spizellomycetaceae. Gene Ontology annotation, cellular component: MIS12/MIND type complex. The coding region runs from base 114 to 1325 and encodes 403 amino acids. The record is from RefSeq and is a predicted model, not a curated record.